UGGCAGGGAUUGAUUGGCAUCGAGUUUGGAUUGGUAAAUUUCGAGCGGGUUCGAUAUCGACGCUGCUGCUCCUUCGGCUCUUGCUCAACGCCAAAGCUCCCAACCGCGACCGCGCCCAGAUUUCGAAAGGCACCCAGUCAAUCAUAGAACCCCACCUCGCCACCUUCCCUUUCUCGAUCCCCAUGGUUGCGCGACCAAAGCACUGGCGAUGAGAGAGCCGCGCGCCGUGUGCCUGCUCUGUCGCUCCAUCGCCGCUGGGAGACGGCCUUUGCUCGUCCCCUGGCCCCGCGCGAGAGCGACUGCGGCGACUGCCUUGAUCUCGUCAGUUGCCAGCGGCGAAUCAACGACCCCGGUGGCCGCAGAUAAAAAUGACGGCGCAAGAACAAGCCGCUCGCUGCCGCUACCGGGUGCCUCAACAGCGGCCCCAGGCCGACCUUCCUCCGACCGGUCUACCGCCUCCUUAGCCAUAUUCGAGAGCGUUGUUCGGGGGAAAAGUAACCAACCCGACGGGCCGUCAGGGGUUGCAACCGAUCUCGGCCUAAGAACCUUUGACGAACUGGUCGAAAUGAGCCAUGCCCUCAACAUGCCCGAUGUCCCCCUCGCCCACCAAUAUCGCCAAUUCAGGAACUCCAUAUACCCGCGCCUCUGCGACUCUGGUGCCAUGCCGGAGCUUUUCAAGGCCCAAAUCAACCACCUGCUACAAAUGGUCUCUACGGCCGUAGCACAGGACCCUUCGGACCGCGAACUUCCAUCACUCACCGAAUACACGCAGGUGGCGCGGAAGCUGAAGAUGCUGAGCUUGAAACACUGGAUCAUUGCCGUCCGUGGUGUGCUCGUGUUUGUAUGCUCCAUCGACCCGAAUCGCUGCGACACGCUCGAGGGUUACGAGUUAGCCCUUGGGAGGCGGAACUUCGCGCUCGAGUCUCUGGUCGAUUCAUGGAAGCUAUUCUCACUCCCUGAGGAGCUUCUUGCUCCGCUGCCCCAUCUGGGGGAUGUCGAUAAGGUCAAGUUUGCUGUGCCGGCCCUCUCACAUAAAGCCCUUUCGAACAACGAGCCCAGGGAAGCGCUACGUUUGGCACUCAGCGACCUUUUUCCCGUCCUGUCUCCCGCAGAAAUCGCUCCGGCUAUUCCCCUCUUAAUAGCCACAUUUACUGUCAUCAAUGACAUGACAAUUUGCCCCUUCAACAUCCGCGCAGCGGCGACCCCGCUGCUCGCACCCAUUGGCAGCAUAUUGGCGCGCGUCACUGCCAGACUAGUAUCUAAGGACGGAGAAAAAGCGAUGCUAAAAAACCUCACCGACAUCCCUGACGAGUUGGCCGAUUACCUGAUCCGGCGAUGGCCUACAGUCAUCGAUCAGCUCACCGGGACACCCAAGUCAAGAUACGGACCUGAGGGGGACACCUGGUUCAACAAAGUGGACCUCUCCGGCGCAAACAGGAAACCGGUGCCGAUCAUAAACCGUGAGCUACAGAAUGCCCAUCGCAUGAAGGAUGUGGCCGCCAUCGAGGCCAUCUGGUACGAUUUCUGGGGUGAAAAGGCGCAGCCAAACAAGGAAGCAUGUUCAUUUCUCAAGGAGAAUGCACCAAUCUUCCAUCAAUUCAUCAUGAUGUACACUGCCCAAGGCCUCCCGCAACGCUCUGUCCAGGUUUGGAACGCCAUGACAUCGAUCGGCAUCAAACCCGACGUCAGGGCAUUUACGGCCAUGAUGGACGGCUUCAAGCGCGCUCGUAACUUGAGGGGGGUGCAGAACACGUGGAACAAGCUGGUGGCCACGGGCCACCAGCUGGAUGUGCGUGCUUGGACCGCUCGCGUCGACGGCCUGACCCACUGUGGAAAACCCGAAGACGGCCUGCGGGCGCUGGAGGAGAUGGCGGUGCGCUCGAAGGCCGCCGAGGCCGGCCGCAAGAACAACGCGGCACAUAUGGCCGUCAAGCCGUCCAUCGAGCCCGUCAAUGCGGCCCUGGCCGGUCUACUUCGGCUCGACGGUAUAGCCGCGGCCAAGAAGCUGCUAGUGUGGGCGCAAAGACACGACAUCACACCCAACGUCGCCACAUACAACACGCUGCUGCAGACGCUGAUCCGCGAGGGGCCAGAGGGCGCGGAGGCCGUGUUAAAAAUGAUGGGAGAGCAGGGCGUACAGCCAGAUGACGUGACGGUCACCAUUGUCCUCGAGACCCUAGUCCCCACUAUCUUCGGCAAGGAGGGGGAUGAAGAGAAGAUGAAAGUGGUUCAGUCAAUUUUCAAACUCAUUGACAAGUUCAGCACAGCCAAGAACCAAUACGCGUACAACAAACUGCUGUUUCUAAUUCUGAAGUCGGGGGGCAGAAACGCGGAUCAGGUGGUCAGCCAUAUCGCCAAGCACAUCCUCGCCCUGACACAAAAACCAAACGCUUUCGCAUACACCAUCUUGGCCCAGCACUAUCUCUCACGAGACCCGCCCGACGUAGACCGUGUCCGGUCGCUGAUCGAUAACCACCGGCUGUUCAACAAUCCAGCCAUUGACCACAUCUUCUGGGAGCGUGUCAUGAACGGCUACCUGGGCGUGGACGACGUGGACGGCGCGCUCGGUGUGCUGUCCAACAUGCGCACCACGACAUCCUUCACAUUGACGGUCCUUGAGAGACUUUUGAUAGCACUCGUAAGGGAGCGCCGCGUGCCAGAGGCAGACGCCCUGGUCAAACGGGUCAAGGGUGAGCGCCUGGCUCUUGCGGAAGACUCGGAACUGAAAGGGAGGUUCAUGAAUCACAGCUUCUUUGAAUUCGCCACCGAGUGCGGCCUGCAUGGCAGUGACCCCCGGUGAUCUGUCUUGAGACCCUUGUUUGCGAACGAGCUUGAUGUAAGCUAGCCAGAAUCGACAUGAAUUAGACGAGACUCGCUCCCUCAAGAUGCCCCUCGAUGGGCAGACGCAAACUGCGGUCGCUCCCAAAAUAGGUACUGCCU
This is a messenger RNA of Gaeumannomyces tritici R3-111a-1, 2940 nucleotides long. RefSeq lists its product as hypothetical. The transcript has a single exon. Bases 209 to 2800 code for a protein of 863 amino acids. Lineage: Eukaryota; Fungi; Ascomycota; Sordariomycetes; Magnaporthales; Magnaporthaceae. The record is from RefSeq and is a predicted model, not a curated record. Gene Ontology annotation, molecular function: protein binding.